Capsella rubella is the source of this 1814-nucleotide messenger RNA. Its product is annotated as 2-(3-amino-3-carboxypropyl)histidine synthase subunit 2. The transcript has 10 exons. The record is from RefSeq and is a predicted model, not a curated record. Gene Ontology annotation, biological process: protein histidyl modification to diphthamide. Gene Ontology annotation, molecular function: 2-(3-amino-3-carboxypropyl)histidine synthase activity. The coding region runs from base 107 to 1573 and encodes 488 amino acids. NCBI's taxonomy places the organism in Eukaryota, Viridiplantae, Streptophyta, Magnoliopsida, Brassicales, Brassicaceae.
CGUCUGUCUUUUUUUUUUUUUUUUCCUUCAGCCGCAAAUUCUUCAGUCGAAUACGAAUUUAAGAUAUUCCCGGUCGGAAAGGUUAAUAAUUUCCUAGGCUUUUAAUAUGGAGUUGGAAUUUGAAUCAAGGUAUGACAUUAAUCGUACGGCGGAGUUCAUUAUCAGCAAAAGCUUCACCAGAAUUGCUUUACAGUUCCCGGAUGAGUUGUUAAAGGAUUCGACUAAGGUCGUGAGUGCUCUUAAGAGCAAAACUCGUUUGCUUACUGACAGAGAAGUCAGAUUCUUUGUUAUGGCGGACACAACUUAUGGUAGUUGCUGCAUUGAUGAAGUUGGAGCCUUGCAUAUUGAUGCUGAAUGUGUUGUUCAUUAUGGUCAAACAUGUCUAAGCCCGACAUCGGCUCUUCCAGCAUUCUUCGUUUUCGGGAAAGCUUCGAUAAACAUCUCGAGCUGCGUUAAGCAUUUGGUAGAUUAUGCAUCAAAGAGCGAUAAGCCUAUUAUGAUUCUUUAUGGGCUAGAAUACGCCCAUGUGAUUCCGCAUAUCCGAGAAGAAUUAGGAUUAUCAGAGACUGAAUCUCAAUUGAAGUUCUCUGUAGCCAAUGUCUUGUGUUCAUUUAUUAGUCCAUCCAAAGACCCUAGAGAAUCCAUGGAGCAUCCGAGACCAUAUAGUGAUAGCUUAUCCUCAUCUAGAAACUAUAGACUGGGAGGGCUAACUUGGGACUUGCUAGAAGGAAGCAAAAUCGAGGACUAUCUACUUUUCUGGAUCGGUUCUGACAAUUCAGCUUUCGCCAAUGUAGUACUGACCUUCAAUGGUUGUGACAUAGUCAGAUAUGAUGCUGAAGAAGAUUCUUUGGUGACGGAAUUUCAUCAACAAAGAAGGAUACUUAUGCGACGAUACUACUUGGUGGAAAAAGCCAAGGAUGCAAAUAUUAUAGGUAUUUUGGUAGGGACUCUUGGUGUUGCUGGUUACCUUCAUAUGAUUCACCAUAUGCAAGCACUCAUAUCUGCAGCUGGCAAAAAAUCUUACAUUCUUGCCAUGGGACGGCCUAAUCCGGCCAAACUCGCAAACUUCCCCGAGUGCGAUGUAUUCAUCUACAUCUCAUGUGCCCAAACCGCUCUUUUAGAUAGCAAAGAGUUCAUGUCCCCUGUCAUAACUCCGUUUGAAGCGAAUCUUGCUUUUAGCAGAGGGAGUGAAUGGACAGGCGAAUACCUAAUGCAAUUCCAAGAUGUGAUCAACUCUGUAAAAUUAGAAUCAGAAGCACAUAGCGAAUCAGAGGAGCCACGGUUCUCUUUCUUUCAGGGUGGUUACGUAGAAGAUCACAAAAGAAACGAUCAAGCUAAGAAUGGAGAAGAAGACGCAGGAGAGACAAUGGCUCUGGCACGAACUGCAGAGAAAGCAUUGCAAUUGAAAGAGAAAGAUCAUAACUCGCUCACUAAACAAACUGCUGCAAAAUCAGGACCCGAGUAUUUCCUCAGCCGUGCUUAUCGCGGUUUGGAGAUAAAUAGUGAUAAUACUUUGCCGGAGGCUUAUAUAGUUGGGAGAAGCGGGAAGGCGUCUGGAUACAGGCACGAGUAGCAGUAACCUCAAGAAGUAGACUUGUUGACAAAGAAACAUAAGUGUAAUAUGUCAGAAACUGAUUUUUUUUUUAAUAAGUUUUGUUUUCGUUUUACUGAUUUCGUAAUAUUGUUGGAUGGGAGAAUGUUUGGGUUUUGUUCGAAAAGAAACAAAACUCUUGUCUUUGUCCUGUGUGUUUUUUGUUGUUGUUGGUUGUAUGUUAUUGGCCUCUCGCCUCUGACUGGGUUGGUUAUCAUCAAUA